Molecule: messenger RNA, 4089 nt
Organism: Acipenser ruthenus (sterlet)
Lineage: Eukaryota; Metazoa; Chordata; Actinopteri; Acipenseriformes; Acipenseridae
Product: fibroblast growth factor receptor 1
Exons: 18
Coding region: 868-3315 (815 amino acids)
Biological process (GO): positive regulation of cell differentiation; fibroblast growth factor receptor signaling pathway; multicellular organism development
Cellular component (GO): signaling receptor complex; membrane
Molecular function (GO): fibroblast growth factor receptor activity; ATP binding; fibroblast growth factor binding
Source: RefSeq, a predicted model, not a curated record
AUGCCGUGCGGUAGGUGUGGGUGGCGCUGUGUGCUGGGAGCGCUGGGCAGGUUAGAUCCGACCUGAUUGUGUAUUCUGGCGGCGUUGUGCGGGCGCAGGGUUGGAUUGAUCUAGUUCUAGUAUUUGCUGUAGCGUUAAAGAGAGGGGGGAGGUCGAUGCGAUCGGGAAUGUGAAUCACAUCACCGGAGUGUACAAAGUGAAAAAAGAAAAUCACUGCUAAGGUUAUUACAGUCUUGGGAGAAAAUAUAAGACAUUUUUUCAUGAGAUCAUCAAUAGCUACUGAGUGACAAAAUUAGAACGAAGGGAUACGCAAACUUUGGUCAAAGAAAACUUCUCUUUGUAAACAUUUUUAAACAAUAAAGCCGUGGAGAGACGUUUGUUUCUCCCACGUUUUCGGCAAAGGUACUUAUUUCUGAGAAGCUGAAUUCAAGGUAGUUUUCUUUAUACAGUGUACAGAAUUUUGGAGCGACGGAUUUUUCUGCUGUCUGCAAUUAAUUGGAAGCGUCUCGGUUUUUUCCCUCAUGUUUUUGAGAAGGCUCUGACUGAAGCGCGAUACUUUUGAACGUGGCUUUUGUGGAAUUGCUUUUAUAAACUCGAUAGGCUAUUCUGUCUGUUUGGAAAAGGGAAAACUUAACAACCCCCUUGUCUGCUUUGAAGCUCUCGUUUCUGGAGACCGAGGAUCUACAGUUUAUUCGACAUUUUAAUAACAUUUUUUAAGGAUUUCAAUCGCUUUGAGUUCGGACCAGAAAAAAAGUGCCGGGGUUCCUGGUCGGAGGUCUGGACGUCCCGCAGCUGAUGCGAUGAAGUGCCCUGCGGACCGUGCCCCACAGCAAUAGAGCUAGCCGCCCACCCCACCCUUCUCCGGGGAUGUUUCCUUGGAGCCUCCUUCUCUUGUGGGCCCUGUUGGCCCAGGCCAAUCGUACACAGGCACGGCCAUCCGUCAGUGAGCAAGUCCCGCCGGACGCGCGAGUGGAGACGUACGUGGUGCGCCCCGGAGAGUCCUUGGAGCUACGCUGCAACAUGCGGGACGACAUGACCAGUGUGAACUGGACCAAGGACCGCGUGGCCCUACUGGGAGGAGAGCACAUCCACAUCAUGCCAGGUCAGCUGGAGAUCCAGAACACGGAGCUUGGCGACUCGGGGCUGUACUCCUGCGAAGGCAUCGGACCCCUGGGCAGCGAGACCACCUUCUUCUCCGUCAACGUCUCAGCCGACGCUCAUCCUUCCUCGGAGGACGAGGAGGAUGACGACUCUUCCUCGGAGGAGAAGGAAGGGUCCAGCAGCCAGAAGCAGAUUCCGGUGCUCCCGUUCUGGGCCAUGCCCGACAAGAUGGAAAAGAAGCUCCACGCCGUGCCGGCUGCCAAGACGGUGAAGUUCCGAUGCCCAGCGAAGGGCAGCCCCACCCCUAGCCUGCGCUGGCUGAAGAAUGGCAAGGAGUUCAAGCCUGACCACCGCAUCGGAGGCUACAAGGUGCGGGAGCACACCUGGAGCAUCAUCCUGGACUCGGUGGUGCCCUCAGACAAGGGCAACUACACCUGCAUGGUGGAGAACAAGUAUGGGAGCAUCAACCACACAUACCAGCUGGACGUAGUGGAGCGUUCUCCACACAGGCCCAUUCUUCAGGCCGGUCUGCCCGCAAACAGGACCGCCGUACUGGGCAGCGAUGUGGAGUUCACCUGCAAGGUGUACAGCGACCCCCAGCCCCACAUCCAGUGGCUGAAGCACAUGCAGAUCAACGGCAGCCGAUUGGGGCCGGAUGGGAAUCCCUUUGUCCAGGUUCUCAAGCACUCCGGGAUUAAUAGUUCGGACGCGGAAGUGCUCAGCCUGUACAAUGUCACCGAGGAGGAGAGUGGAGAGUAUAUUUGUAAAGUGUCCAAUUAUAUAGGAGAAGCCAACCAGUCUGCGUGGCUAACGGUCACCAGGCCCGAGGCAAGAGCGGACCCUCCCCCCCAGCCCGUCUCAAACCAGCUCUAUCUUGAGGUGCUUAUCUACUGCACUGGAGCCUUCCUCAUCUGCUGCAUGGUGGUCAUUGCCAUCAUCUUCAAGAUGAAGAGCAGCGCCAAGAAGAGUGACUUCAACAGCCAGCUGGCUGUGCACAAGCUAGCCAAGAGCAUACCGCUGCGCAGACAGGUGUCGGUUGGCUCCAGCUCCUCCAUGCACUCUGGGGUGAUGCUGGUGCGCCCCUCUCGCCUCUCCUCCAGCGGGACCCCCAUGCUCCCUGGGGUGUCUGAAUACGAGCUGCCAGAAGACCCCCGCUGGGAGUGUAACAGAGACAGGCUGGUGCUGGGAAAGCCGCUGGGCGAGGGCUGUUUCGGUCAGGUGGUGAUGGGAGAGGCCUUGGGAUUGGACAAGGAGAAACCCAACCGGGUCACCAAGGUGGCUGUCAAGAUGCUGAAGUCGGACGCCACAGAGAAGGACCUGUCUGACCUGAUAUCUGAGAUGGAGAUGAUGAAGAUGAUUGGCAAGCACAAGAACAUCAUCAACUUGCUGGGUGCCUGCACUCAGGACGGCCCCCUCUAUGUGAUUGUAGAGUACGCAGAAAAGGGAAAUCUGCGGGAGUUUCUGCGUGCACGGCGCCCCCCGGGGAUGGAGUACUGCUAUAACCCCGACCAGGUCUCUGAAGAGUACAUGUCUAUCAAGGACCUGGUCUCCUGUGCGUAUCAGGUGGCCCGCGGCAUGGGGUAUCUGGCCUCCAAGAAGUGUAUCCACAGGGACCUGGCUGCUCGCAAUGUGCUCGUCACCGAGGAGAACGUCAUGAAGAUAGCAGACUUCGGUCUGGCCCGAGACAUCCACCACAUUGAUUACUACAAAAAGACCACCAACGGCCGUUUGCCUGUUAAGUGGAUGGCUCCGGAGGCCUUGUUUGACAGAAUAUACACGCACCAGAGCGAUGUAUGGUCGUUCGGGGUCCUGCUGUGGGAGAUCUUCACCCUGGGGGGCUCGCCGUACCCCGGGGUCCCGGUCGAGGAGCUCUUCAAGCUGCUCAAAGAGGGUCACCGCAUGGACAAGCCCACCACCUGCACCCAUGAGCUGUACAUGAUGAUGCGAGACUGCUGGCAUGCUGUCCCCUCACAGAGACCCACCUUCAAGCAGCUGGUUGAAGACCUGGACCGCAUCCUCAUCAUGGCCUCCAAUCAGGAUUACCUGGAUCUGACUGCCCCUCUGGAUCAAUACUCCCCCAGCUACCCAGACACUCGCUGCUCCACCUGCUCCUCCGGGGAAGACUCUGUCUUCUCACAUGACCCCCACGUGGAGGAGCCCUGCCUGCCCAGGUUACCUCCGCAGCAAAACGGGGUGGGCUUCAAGAAGCGCUGAGCCGCCCCUCUCCAGACCCUCACACUGAACCCUGGAGCACAGCGUCCAUCACACAGCCAAUCUUGGGAUCUGUUUGUGAACACUAGAAAAUGUUUUGUACGCUUUGAACAACGGAUCACCAAAUGAAAUUCUGGGAUGAAAGAAGUACCAGUUUUUUGUUUUUUUUGUUUUUUUUUUGCUUAUGGGACCAGUUCAGGAAGGAUGCUAUUUGGACUCUUCAAGAAGCUCCAGAACUGAGCCAUGCACUCCUGCGUUCGUACGGGACGGUGUUGAAAAUGGACCGCAAAAUCCCGGGACGUCUUCAGAGGAAGAGACGUGCCUGUGUCAAUAUUUCACUUCUUAAAAUGUUAUUUUUUAAAACGAAAUGUUUUUGUUUUGCUUCGCAAAAAACCAAGGAAUGGCCCGACGGCAGCCUUUCUCAUGUUUAAUUUUAUUAUUUUUAUAUAUAUUUUUUUUUUAUAAAAGCGUAGAGCACUGCACAGACUGCCAAAACCCCCUGGUGCUUACGCCUUUGUAAAUACAGUUAGAAAAUGUAUAAAUAUGAAUAUAUAUUUACACUGUACUCCAAUUUAUUUCUUGGUAAAAGGCAACAGACUUCUCCUAACCAUUUUUUUAAAAAUAUUUUCUUUAAAACAAACAAAAAAAAUUGUAAAUGGAUUAGCAGGUGCUGAAACUGUGCUACUCCUUCUAUUGAUCAUGAACUGGCCAGUUGUUGUCAGUAGUUUUGCCUUGUCUUGAUACGCACUGCAAUUUCCAAUACAGCUGUUACUCUCA